CAGGGACAGGGAGCAAAGCAGCAGAGAUGGAGCUGUACCAGGUGCCCGCAGGCUCGCUGGAUGCCUGGAUUGCAGAGCAUCUCCAGCCCAGUGAGGAAUUCCAGCAGCAGGUGAAAGACACUGUCCGGAGGAUCUGUGAUUUCCUGAAGGAGACGUGCUUUGAUGACAUCAAGGUGUUCAAGACGGUGAAGGGCGGUUCCGCAGGGAAGGGGACAGCCCUGAAGAACAACUCGGAUGCGGAUCUGGUCCUUUUCCUCAGCUGCUUCUCCAGCUACCGGGACCAGAUGGAGAACCGUGCGGCUGUACUCAACACCAUCGAGCAGAAGCUGAACCGGUGCCGACAGACCAUCGCCUUCAGCGUUGACGUGGAGGUUUCCCAGCCGAAGGAGAAGGGCACCUGCCCGCGCUCGCUCUCCAUCACCAUCCAGUCGAAGAGGCGGAGUGAAUCCAUUGAGGUGGACGUGCUCCCGGCCUACGAUGCCUUAGGGCAGGUGACUCCUGGCAGCAAACCUUCCCCCCAGGUCUACGAGGAUCUGAUUCGGGCCAGAGCCGGGCCCGGUGAGUUCUGCACCUCCUUCACUGAGCUGCAGAGGGACUUCGUGAAGCGUCGCCCGGCCAAGCUCAAGAACCUGCUGCGGCUGGUCAAGCACUGGUACAAAGAGCUUUCCAAGACAACAACGGGCUUGCCGACCAAGUAUGCCCUGGAGCUGCUGACCAUCUACGCCUGGGAGAGUGGCACCGAGAGGGCAGAGAAGUUCAGCACGGCUGAGGGGUUCCGCACGGUGAUGGAGCUGCUGUGCCAGUACCAAGAACUCCGCGUCUACUGGACCGAGUUCUACGAUCUCCAGUCCUCCGUGAUAGGGCCCCAUGUCAAACGGCUGCUGCGGGAGCCAUGCCCUGUGAUCCUGGAUCCAGCCGACCCGACAGGAACCUUGGGGCAGGGAAAGAGCUGGGACCUGCUGGCGAGAGAAGCCGCCAAGUGCCGGGACCAGCUGUGCUGUAGGAACGGCCUCGCCCCCAUCCGCUGCUGGGACGUGCAGCCAGCCAGACCCAUGCAGGUGAUGGUGAAGCAGCUGUCAGGGGUCAGCCUGGCCCUGCGCCUGAGCCCCUCCACUACCACAUGGGAGAUUAAGGAGGAGCUCGAGCGUGCAUGGGGCAUCUCUCCUUACACGCAGCGCCUGGCCCUGCAGGAGCCUGGCCUGGAAAACCAGCUGCUGCUGGACGAUCAGACCCUGGCAUCACACAGCGUCUUCUACGACACCACGGUUCUAAUGCUCACGACCGAGCCCCAGGAGAUGGAGAUCUUUGUGAAGGACCAUAACAGCAGAACCAUCACCUAUGAUGUCCGCGCCAGUGACACCGUCCUGGGCCUGAAGAAGAAGAUCGAGGGUCGCACGGGUGUCUCCGCCAGCCAACAGCGCCUGACGUUCAACAGCAAAGAGCUGCAAGACGACUACACGCUCGCCCAUUACAGGAUCCGGAGCAAGAGCACGGUCUCCCUGCUUUUGCGCCUCAGGGGUGGGUAAGAUGCUCACUGGGACCUGCACUCUGGCAGAGAGAGCAUCACAGUGGACUAUGUUUCCCAAGAUUCUUUGCAUGAUAAUUCAGGACUUUGCUAAUGCCCCCCACGUUCCAGAAUCAGCACCACGUCCUUCUGUAGUGCCAGCCCAUCCCCACACCUCCUGCUGCAGCUCCUGGGAGCUCUUUCCUGCCGCUCUGUGGCCCGUUUCGGGAUGUACUGCCCCCAGUGCAGAGCUGGGUGCUGGGCGCCCACCAGACAUUGUUCAUUAUCCCCGUUGUUGUAGUCCCCUUCCUCCUCCAUGUCCUGACUCCACUGCUGUAUGUCACCAUCUCCAUUAUUAUGUCGUUCCAAAUCCCGACCAGUGUGUGCUGCUUGGAAUUCGAAAUAAACUGCUUUACGCUUAUCCCAGCUCCUGGGUGUUAUGUCCAUGGGAUGUGGGUCCCACCUGCCCUGUGCGUACAGCCGGGGGUCAUGGAUUCAGAGAUUCAUUUACUGAUCUCAUCUAGUCUGACCUGUGUCACACAGGCCGGAGACCUGCCCCACAUUAAUUCUUCCAGCAGCAGUGCUAUGACUGGGUCGUGGACCCCCUCAUCCGAUCCGGCUACAGCAAACUUGGCUGAGUUGUCUCCCCCAGCAGCUUUGUUCAACACACAGCCCCGCCGGCUUCCUCAGCGGGGCAGUGCAUUGUUGGAGAAUCUGGGCCACACUCCCAUAGUGCCUCAGUGGAGACAGCGUACCUGGCAGAUGGGGACACACAGCAGCACCAGCAGCAUGUGGGCCAGUGCACGCUGGGAUAUCUGUGGCACAGGGAGCUGGGAGUGUCAUGGACAUGGUUAUGGGGGGAGGCUCAUUUACACGCCUGGCUGAGCUGUAAUCAACCUGCUGACAUGUUCCACCUCUAGGCUGAGCUGGAAAAGCACAAUCCAGGAGGAGUAAUGUCCUGUAUCAAUCCAGGAGGGGGCACUGUAUGGAGGGCAUGGGGUGUGGGCUCAGUGAGGGAACCAGAGGGCUGGGACUGUGCCCAAGAUAAGAGGGACUCUGGCCCAGCCCAUUGCAGCCAGCACAGAGGUCUGAAAGAGGGAUUUUUACACCAUGUUUCAGCUCAGCCAGCCUGUGGGACAGCCAAGGCCGCAGGACGCCCAGACCCAGAUGAUGUGGGACAGGCCAGGCCAUUAAUGUUUCUAGGACCAGGGCUGCAUUCCCUUUGGUGGGAAAGCCCAUCAGCCAUUGGGGCAGUGACUUGUUGCCUCCUAGCCCAGAGA
Mauremys mutica (yellowpond turtle) is the source of this 2784-nucleotide messenger RNA. RefSeq names its product 2'-5'-oligoadenylate synthase 1-like. Gene Ontology annotation, molecular function: double-stranded RNA binding; protein binding; 2'-5'-oligoadenylate synthetase activity. The record is from RefSeq and is a predicted model, not a curated record. The coding region runs from base 27 to 1526 and encodes 499 amino acids. Gene Ontology annotation, biological process: regulation of ribonuclease activity; defense response to virus; negative regulation of viral genome replication. The transcript has 6 exons. Gene Ontology annotation, cellular component: nucleoplasm; cytosol; membrane. Lineage: Eukaryota; Metazoa; Chordata; Testudines; Geoemydidae.